Molecule: messenger RNA, 3195 nt
Organism: Lonchura striata (white-rumped munia)
Lineage: Eukaryota; Metazoa; Chordata; Aves; Passeriformes; Estrildidae
Gene: SLC15A4
Product: solute carrier family 15 member 4
Biological process (GO): transmembrane transport; oligopeptide transport
Cellular component (GO): membrane
Molecular function (GO): transmembrane transporter activity
Source: RefSeq, a predicted model, not a curated record
GGCGGGCCGGGAGCGCGGCGCGGCCGCGGCGGGGCCGGGGGGACGCGGGGCCAUGGACGAGGCCGAGCCGGGCGAGCGCAGCCCUUUGCUGGGCAGCGGCGAGCGCGGGCGGGCGGCGAGCGGCGCCUUCCAGGGCCGGCGGCUGGCCUGCGCCGCCGUGCUGCUGGCCGAGCUGCUGGAGCGAGUGGCCUUCUACGGCAUCACCUCCAACCUGGUGCUGUUCCUCAACGGGCCGCCCUACGGCUGGGAGGGCGCCCAGGCCAGCCAGGCGCUGCUGCUCUUCAUGGGCAUCACCUACCUGGUGUCGCCGUUCGGGGGCUGGCUGGCUGACGCCCUGCUGGGCAAGUUCGGCACCAUCCUGCUCAGCAUGGCGCUGUACCUGCUGGGCAUGCUGGCCUUCCCCGUCAUCGCCGCGCCGCACACCCGCCAGGGCCUCUGCGGGGACAUCCCCCUGUUCCCCGUGGAGAACUGCUCCUCGCCGGCGGCCAACGCCACCCCGGCGCCCUGCUCCCAGGUGGGAGCCACCCGCUACUGCGCCACCGCCACCUUCGUGGGACUGGUCCUCGUGGGGCUGGGCGUCGGCUCGGUCAAGGCCAACAUCACCCCGUUCGGGGCAGACCAGGUCAAAGACCGGGGUCCAGAAGCCACAAGAAGAUUUUUUAAUUGGUUUUAUUGGAGCAUUAAUUUGGGAGCUAUCCUCUCUCUGGGAGGCAUUGCAUACAUCCAGCAGAACGUGAGCUUUGUGAUCGGAUACAGCAUCCCAACAGUCUGCAUUGGGAUUUCAUUCAUGGUGUUCUUAUGUGGGCAGAGCUUCUUCAUCACCAAACCUCCUGAUGGUAGUGCCUUCACAGACAUGUUCAGAAUUCUCACAUACUCCUGCUGCUCCAAGAAGACCCACGGGGAACACUCAGCAAACAGUGAAGGCCAGGGAGUGCUGCACCCGCCUCGCAAGCAGAGCCUUUUCGAGAUGGCCAAGCUGUCUCGGGGGGGGCCCUUCAGAGAAGAUAAGGUGGAGGAUGUCAAAGCUCUUGUCAAGAUUAUCCCUGUCUUCCUGGCUUUAAUACCUUACUGGACAGUGUAUUUUCAAAUGCAGACAACAUAUGUAUUGCAGAGUCUCCAUCUGAAAAUUCCUGAGAUCUCCAAUGACACCAACUCCAUCCACACGUUUCCAGCAGCCUGGCUGACCAUGUUUGAUGCAGUGCUUAUUCUGAUCCUAAUACCCUUAAAAGACAAACUGGUGGACCCCAUUUUGAAGAGGAAUGGCUUGCUGCCAUCCUCGCUGAAGAGAAUUGCAGUUGGAAUGUUCUUUGUGAUGUGCUCUGCCUUUGCUGCAGGAAUUCUGGAAAGCAACAGACUGAAAAUUGUAAAGGUUAAAACAAUUAACCAGACAAUUGGGAAUGUUACAUACCAUGCUGCAGAUUUGCCAAUCUGGUGGCAGAUUCCUCAAUAUGUGCUGAUUGGAUUCAGUGAAAUAUUUGCAAGUAUAGCAGGUCUAGAAUUUGCAUAUUCAGCUGCUCCCAAAUCCAUGCAGAGUGCCAUCAUGGGGCUGUUCUUUUUCUUCUCGGGGAUUGGCUCGUUUGUUGGCUCUGGACUGUUGGCACUGGUGUCUAUUAAAGAAAUUGGCUGGAUGAGUAAUCACACAGAUUUUGGUAACAUUAAUGGCUGCCAACUGAACUAUUACUUCUUUCUGCUGGCUGCUAUCCAAGGAGCCACCCUGCUGCUUUUCCUGAUCGUUUCUGUCAAGUACGAGCACCACAAGUCGAAGGCGAGCGAGGCGGCUGCCAACGGGAGGCUGUGAGCCCUGGCACGGGCAGCCCGUGCCAGCAGCAGCAGGGAAGGGGCAGGGGGAGCUCCGGCUGCCCAGGGACCCUGUGCCACGGGAAGUGCCUUAUGGCAGGGCUGCUCCUGCACGGCGUCCUGGCACAGCACAGCAGCCUGCCGUGAGCGCGCCGCAGCGCUCCAGUGCUCUCUGCUCCUGGGGACAUGUUCCCUGAGCUGGCACUGCUGCAAGGGCUGCAGCACCUCCUGCAGCACCUCCUGCAAGGGCUGCAGCAACUCCUACAGCAACUCCUGCAAGGGCUGCAGCAACUCCUGCAGCACCUCCUGCAAGGGCUGCAGCAACUCCUGCAAGGGGCUGCAGCAACUCCUACAGCAACUCCUGCAGCAACUCCUGCAAGGGCUGCAGCAACUCCUGCAGCAACUCCUGCAAGGGCUGCAGCAACUCCUGCAAGGGCUGCAGCAACUCCUGCAGCAACUCCUGCAAGGGGGGUGCAGCACCUCCUGCAAGGGGUGCAGCAACUCCUACAGCAACUCGUGCAAGGGGUGCAGCAAGUCCUGCAGGUGGGGUGCAGGGCCCCACCCGGGCUCUCUGACCCGCUCUGAUCCACGGAAACGCUCGGCUGGCCAAGCCGACCCCGAGGACACAGCACAGAAACCUUCGACAGGAGCCUCAAGCAGUGCAUGGCUGUUCAGUGCUGGGAGUCAUUUGGGGGUGAGAAACAAAUUCAAUUACAAAUUAGCACAGCUUAAAUUUUAUAAUUGACCUGUUACUGACAGCGCAGCAAGGAUUUCAGUCCAGGCUUGCAGUCAGGAGGAUCCAGGACUGAACCCCAAACCCCAGGAGCUGCUCAGACAGCUGCUGCAGAUUGGUGCACAGUUAACACUUGUUGGGAUUGAAGCUGUUUGACUGCAGCGGUGCUUUUAUUUUUAUUUUUGAGACUGCAUUAGAUGUGUUAGGACAACACCCACCUUUGGACAAGGCCUCGUUCAGUCUAACACUGUUACUCCCCCAAGGACUAUUCCAAAUAUUUGCAGGAAGCAAAGCGAGGUGGAAUUCUGAGCAGAUCAAUGCACAGUAACCAUUUAGCAGCCUUUAGCCAGGUCCUUCAGUCUUGUCUUACUUUUAGCUAACGUGCUCCAGGGUUUGGAUCUUUCAGCAAUACAUUACCCCAGCAGAGCAAAUGGCUUUAUAUUCAGCCUCUUGAAUUUUAAUGAUUCUAACUGUACUUCAGAGUGUGUGCAGACUGGUAUGGAAGGUGCAAGGAAUUAUGGAGAAAGAAAAUAAAACUUUUUUAUUAAUGUGUUGAAUUUUUAUAGUUUCCUUUGUCUGCAGUUCUGUUGUUUAAAAUGUCCUUAUUUUGUACAUGGACAUCUUUUUAAUGAGUUUACAAAAUAAAAUGAACCUCCAUGCUGUGA